Harpegnathos saltator (Jerdon's jumping ant) is the source of this 333-nucleotide messenger RNA. RefSeq lists its product as uncharacterized. NCBI's taxonomy places the organism in Eukaryota, Metazoa, Arthropoda, Insecta, Hymenoptera, Formicidae. The coding region runs from base 1 to 333 and encodes 110 amino acids. The transcript has 3 exons. The record is from RefSeq and is a predicted model, not a curated record.
AUGGACAUGGAAGAGGAAAAAGGAGAUGGAGACGAUGAAAUUUAUGAUGCAAAUACAGAUACCAAACCAAAUAAAGCAUCUAUCCCCCUUCUAGCGGAAGAUGUUGAUACAGAUGCAGAGGCAGAAGUAUUAAAUGAAUUAAAUCUCCUCACAGAAAUUGAAGAAUCGCCACCUGGUUCUAUCCAUCUGGAAAUGAAUUCUUCAAAAGGAUAUUCAAAAUUCGCUAUAACAGCUGCUUCUGUAUCUAAUAUCAUUGCUUCUGCUAUAGAAGAUGGCUGUUGCUGGAACAAUAAAUCAUAUAUAUUAGGGGCGCAAAAAAGUUCUGAGCUCUAG